GGCUCAUUCGGGAAGGAGGAGCAGGGAGCCGGGCCCAGAGCUGUCACCCAGGGCUGGGAGGGAACACAGAGAGCCCGCCUGCUGCUCAGCUCCCCUUCCUGUUCCCGGAGUGCUCGGCCGUACCCGCUCCUGGGAGCUCUGGAAAGGCCAGUGGUCGGAUGCCCCUCUAGACCCGAGCUGGGCCUGUAGCUCCGGGGCUCCUGGCUCCUCCUGCCGCCAGGAGUGCCCAGGCCGGAUGAGGGACCUCCCUGCAGCACGGGGCCCAGCAGCGGCGGCCUGAGGGAGCCCCUGAGCCGCGAGGGCCUCGCCUGACCACUUUCCCUUUGGCCGACUCCCCGCCUCGGGCGGCCCCCCCACCGGGCAUGCUGCUGGUGCCCAAGGCUCAGGGGCUCGUGGAGAUGCUGCAGACCAUCUAUGAGACGGAAUCCUGUUUCUCAGCAGAUGGGAUGCCAGGCCGGGAACCAGCCUUGGAAAUCCUGCCUCGGACCCCUCUACACGGCAUCCCCGUGGCAGUGGAGGUGAAGCCGGUGCUGCCAGGAGCCAUGCCCAGCUCCAUGGGGGGCGGGGGAGGAGGCAGCCCCAGCCCCGUGGAGCUGCGGGGUGCUCUGGCAGGCCCCGUGGACCCCGCGCUGCGGGAGCAGCAGCUACAGCAGGAGCUCCUGGCGCUCAAGCAGCAGCAGCAGCUGCAGAAGCAGCUCCUGUUCGCUGAGUUCCAGAAACAGCACGACCACCUGACCCGGCAGCAUGAGGUCCAGCUGCAGAAGCACCUCAAGCAGCAGCAGGAGAUGCUGGCAGCCAAGAGGCAGCAGGAGCUGGAGCAGCAGCGGCAGCGGGAGCAGCAGCGGCAGGAGGAGCUGGAGAAGCAGCGGCUGGAGCAGCAGCUGCUCAUCCUGCGAAACAAGGAGAAGAGCAAAGAGAGUGCCAUCGCCAGCACUGAGGUGAAGCUGCGGCUCCAGGAAUUCCUCCUGUCGAAGUCAAAGGAGCCCACGCCAGGCGGCCUCAACCAUUCCCUCCCACAGCAUCCCAAAUGCUGGGGAGCCCACCACGCUUCUUUGGACCAGAGUUCCCCUCCCCAGAGCGGCCCCCCUGGGACGCCUCCCUCCUACAAACUGCCUUUGCUUGGGCCCUACGACAGCCGCGAUGACUUCCCCCUCCGCAAAACAGCCUCCGAACCCAACUUAAAAGUACGUUCGAGGCUAAAGCAGAAGGUGGCCGAGCGGAGAAGCAGUCCCCUCCUGCGUCGCAAGGAUGGGACUGUCAUUAGCACCUUUAAGAAGAGAGCUGUUGAGAUCACAGGUGCUGGGCCUGGAGUGUCAGCCGUGUGUAACAGCGCGCCAGGCUCCGGCCCCAGCUCUCCCAACAGCUCCCACAGCACCAUCGCCGAGAAUGGCUUUACUGGCUCAGUCCCCAACAUCCCCACCGAGAUGCUCCCCCAGCACCGGGCCCUCCCUCUGGACAGCUCCCCCAACCAGUUCAGCCUCUACACGUCUCCCUCUCUGCCCAACAUCUCCCUAGGGCUGCAGGCCACGGUCACUGUCACCAACUCGCACCUCACGGCCUCCCCGAAGCUGUCGACGCAGCAGGAGGCCGAGAGGCAGGCCCUCCAGUCCCUGCGGCAGGGUGGUGCCCUCACGGGCAAGUUCAUGAGCACAUCCUCCAUCCCUGGCUGCCUGCUGGGCGUGGCGCUGGAGGGCGACACGAGCCCCCACGGGCAUGCCUCCCUGCUGCAGCACGUGCUGCUGCUGGAGCAGGCCCGACAGCAGAGCACCCUCAUCGCUGUGCCGCUCCACGGGCAGUCCCCGCUGGUGACAGGUGAGCGCGUGGCUGCCAGCAUGCGGACGGUGGGCAAGCUCCCGCGGCACCGGCCCCUGAGCCGCACUCAGUCCUCGCCGCUGCCCCAGAGCCCCCAGGCCCUGCAGCAACUGGUCAUGCAGCAGCAGCACCAGCAGUUCCUGGAGAAGCAGAAGCAGCAGCAGCUGCAGCUGGGCAAGAUCCUCACCAAGACUGGGGAGCUGCCACGGCAGCCCACCACCCACCCCGAGGAGACAGAGGAGGAGCUGACGGAGCAGCAGGAGGCCUUGCUGGGGGAGGGAGCCCUGACCAUCCCCCGAGAAGGCUCCACGGAGAGUGAGAGCACACAGGAAGACCUGGAGGAGGAGGAAGAGGAGGAGGACGAGGAGGAGGAGGAGGAGGAGGAGGAGGAGGACUGCAUCCAGGUCAAGGAUGAGGAGGGCGAGAGUGGUGCUGAGGAGGGGCCCGACUUGGAGGAGUCCAGUGCUGGUUACAAAAAGAUGUUUGCAGAUGCCCAGCCGCUGCAGCCGCUGCAGGUGUACCAGGCACCCCUCAGCCUGGCCACUGUGCCCCACCAGGCCCUGGGCCGCACCCAGUCCUCACCUGCUGCCACUGGGGGCAUGAAGAGCCCCCCAGACCAGCCCACCAAGCACCUCUUCACCACAGGCGUGGUCUACGACACGUUCAUGCUGAAGCACCAGUGCAUGUGCGGGAACACACAUGUGCACCCCGAGCAUGCCGGCCGGAUUCAGAGCAUCUGGUCCCGGCUGCAGGAGACAGGUCUGCUCAGCAAGUGUGAGCGGAUCCGGGGUCGCAAAGCCACGCUGGACGAGAUCCAGACGGUGCACUCCGAAUACCACACCCUGCUCUAUGGGACCAGCCCCCUCAACCGACAGAAGCUGGACAGCAAGAAGCUGCUCGGCCCCAUCAGCCAGAAGAUGUACGCCAUGCUGCCUUGUGGGGGCAUCGGGCUGCACCCCCAUUCUCGCCUUCCCCCUGCAGGGGGCACGCUGAAGCCUGCUCUCCUGCCCCCGCAGGUGGACAGUGACACUGUGUGGAACGAGAUGCACUCGUCCAGUGCCGUGCGCAUGGCAGUGGGCUGCCUCGUGGAGCUGGCUUUCAAGGUGGCGACGGGGGAGCUCAAGAAUGGAUUUGCCAUCAUCCGGCCCCCAGGACACCACGCGGAGGAAUCCACAGCCAUGGGAUUCUGCUUCUUCAACUCUGUAGCCAUCACAGCCAAACUCCUGCAGCAGAAGCUGAAUGUGGGCAAGGUUCUCAUCGUGGAUUGGGACAUUCACCACGGCAAUGGCACCCAGCAAGCAUUUUACAACGACCCCUCCGUGCUCUACAUCUCCCUGCAUCGCUAUGACAACGGGAACUUCUUUCCGGGCUCCGGGGCUCCUGAAGAGGUUGGCGGAGGGCCGGGCGUGGGGUACAAUGUGAACGUGGCAUGGACGGGAGGUGUGGACCCCCCCAUCGGAGACGUGGAGUACCUAACGGCCUUCAGGACAGUGGUGAUGCCCAUUGCCCACGAGUUCUCACCUGACGUGGUCCUGGUCUCUGCCGGGUUUGAUGCUGUUGAGGGACACCUGUCUCCGCUGGGUGGCUACUCUGUCACCGCCAGAUGUUUUGGCCACUUGACCAGGCAGCUGAUGACGCUGGCAGGGGGCCGGGUGGUGCUGGCCCUGGAGGGAGGCCAUGACUUGACCGCCAUCUGUGAUGCCUCUGAGGCCUGUGUCUCAGCUCUGCUCAGCGUGGAGCUGCAGCCCUUGGACGAGGCAGUUUUGCAACAAAAGCCCAACAUCAACGCAGUGGCCACGCUAGAGAAAGUCAUCGAGAUCCAGAGCAAACACUGGAGCUGUGUGCAGAGGUUCGCUGCUGGUCUAGGCCGUUCCCUGCGGGAGGCCCAGGCGGGUGAGACAGAGGAGGCUGAGACUGUGAGCGCCAUGGCCUUGCUGUCGGUGGGGGCCGAGCAGGCCCAGGCUGCCGCCGCCCGGGAGCACAGCCCCAGGCCGGCAGAGGAGCCCAUGGAACAGGAGCCUGCCCUGUGACGUCCUGGUCCCCGUCCCUCUGGGCUUCAUCAUUGUGAUUUUGUUUAUUUUUUCUAUUAAAAAACAAAAAGUCACACAU
Molecule: messenger RNA, 3921 nt
Organism: Hippopotamus amphibius kiboko
Lineage: Eukaryota; Metazoa; Chordata; Mammalia; Artiodactyla; Hippopotamidae
Gene: HDAC5
Product: histone deacetylase 5
Exons: 25
Coding region: 363-3842 (1159 amino acids)
Biological process (GO): negative regulation of transcription by RNA polymerase II; chromatin organization
Cellular component (GO): histone deacetylase complex
Molecular function (GO): histone deacetylase activity
Source: RefSeq, a predicted model, not a curated record